Messenger RNA from Trichoplusia ni (cabbage looper), 2642 nucleotides. RefSeq names its product heparan-alpha-glucosaminide N-acetyltransferase (gene Hgsnat). NCBI's taxonomy places the organism in Eukaryota, Metazoa, Arthropoda, Insecta, Lepidoptera, Noctuidae. The record is from RefSeq and is a predicted model, not a curated record. Bases 273 to 2024 code for a protein of 583 amino acids. The transcript is spliced from 10 exons.
CACUGGUGACGCUUUCAUCUAAUUGUUGCGAAGAUUUCCAGACCGCGUUGCAGAAAGCUUAUUAUUUAUAUGUUCUCGUACGGAGAAGCGACGCCCGCACCGGUCUGCGCUCUCCAUCAUUCUGGCGUUCAGUCACACGCAAACCCAGCGAGCGGGCGGACGUGUUCAACUAAAUUGCAAAAAAAGUUCGGUAAAAAAAAUGGUAUACGAUCAAAUGUGAAGUUUUGACUACUUCGCCUUAAGAAGAAGUCUCAAACGUUUCGAGUGUUACAAUGAAUGAUUCAGUGGGAGUAUCGAAUGACACUUGGCAGUGGUAUAAGGAAGUGAUAAGAUCAUGGCUGGAGGACCCGGGCGUGGAGGAGUUCGAGGGUCUGAACCUGACGGCCCUGAAGAUGGACCAGGCCUACAUGACCGGGGUGUCCGAGACUAGUGUCGGGGUGUACAGCGUCUCUGAUGACUGUUUUCGGUGUCCAUUGGAGCUGCAGGCGACCAUAGCCCCGGGUGCUGAGGAGUCGUGGGUGGUCAGCACGGCGCGCCGCUCCACCUGGAGGGUGUAUGCAGAUGUCAACGAUCAGUACAUUAACGCUGGGAAUACUAGCCGCCUACUCUGCCAGCUCACUCCUGACAUGGGGCAGUUCGGUGUGUACAAGCUGAACGCCAGCACUGCAGGCUGCGAAGUCCACACCCUCAAGGAACCCGUCGACAUUUAUAUGCCUCUGCUCCUAAUGCUGGGCGUGCUGCUAGCGGUGUGGGUGCUGUACGGCAUCAUAAAGCUGAUCAUGUCCAGAGUGAGGAGGACUGGCAAGCUGCGGUACGGAGACAAGGAACUGGCCAUACAACAGAGACUGCGAGCACUUGACACCUUCAGAGGGAUGGCAAUAGUAUUCAUGAUCUUCGUAAACGACGGCGCCGGCGGCUACUGGUGGCUGGAGCACGCGACGUGGAACGGGCUGGUGGCAGGCGACCUGGUGUUCCCUGCCUUCCUUUGGAUCAUGGGCGUCUGCAUACCACUGUCCGUCAAGAGUGCCUUCGCUAAAGGAGUGCCGCGGUGGAAGAUUGUCAUUCAUAUCGUUAGGCGAUCCCUACUAAUGUUCUUACUGGGCAUGUCGCUGAACACCAUCUACGGGUCCAACAUGUUGUUCGAGCUCCGCAUCUUCGGCGUACUCCAGCGCUUGGCGGUCGCGUAUCUCAUCUCCGCCGGGUUCUACGCUCUGACCGCGCCGAAGUACUACACGCCUCCUCGGGUGAGUGGUGCUUGUGGCCAGGCCCUCAAGGACGUGCUCUCCUGCGUGUGGUGCUGGGUGCUGGCCGGCGUGCUUGUGGCUGCCCACAGCGUUAUCACGUUCACUCUUCACCAUCCAGAUUGUCCCGCUGGAUACCUUGGACCUGGUGGCAAGCACGACGAGUGGGUCGCCCCGGAGUGUAGCGGCGGCGCCGCGGGCUACCUCGACAGACUGCUGCUCGGAGACUCACAUCUGUACCAGAACAGUGACGCGCGCAGAGUGUACGGAGGACCUCCUACUGACCCUGAAGGAUUACUAGGCUGCCUCACAUCAGCGGUACAGGCUCUGCUUGGUGUCCAAGCUGGCGCCACCGUCCUCCUGCAGCGCUCACACAAAGCCCGCAUCUCUCGCUGGUUAGCCUGGGCGCUGGUCUUCGCUUUAGCCGGCGCACUACUAGCCGGCUUCUCUCGGGAACUUGGAGUUGUACCGAUUAAUAAAAACCUUUGGUCAAUGUCUUUCGUGCUAGUGACAUCAGCAUGCUGCCUCAUAUUGCUGUGCUUCUGCUACACGCUGACGGACGCGUGGCGGCUGUGGGGCGGCGGGCCAUUCCGCGCUCCGGGCCUCAACGCCAUAGCCCUGUACAUCGGCCAUUCAGUCUGCGCCCACCUCUUCCCCUUCCAUUGGAGGAUCCCCCACAUGAGAACCCAUGCUCUAAGCCUCGUCGAAGCAGUUUGGGGAACCAUGCUCUGGGUCGUCAUCGCUCAUAUCAUGGCCAAAAAGAAAGUCUUUAUCACUCUUUGAGCUCCCUCAAAGCAUUGCCGUUGGAAUUGAAUUUAUUGUAAUUUUACAAAUGUUUAAUUUAGUUUCAUGUUUCGUAAAGUUUUUAUAAUUAUUGAUUUAUAUUAACUUUGCAGUCUAUUGAAUGAAUAGUGGUUUUAGAGAAUGAUUACAUUCAUUUAGAUAAAUAUUGCUGUAAAAAUAGAUCCUAAAAUUAUAUCGCAUUUAAUCAUAUCAGUAAAUUAUAUUUACUGUUUCAUAAUUUUAAAGCAAGUUUAUGCAAUGCAAUAUAACUAUAUAAUACCUGUCAUAUAAAAUAGCUUUUUAAUGUUAAAUAAUACAUGAAUUAUGAUUUGAGAUUUCUUCUUUGUAUCUAUGUAGUGUAAAGUACUAUUGUUAUUACAUUAUUUAGUAAUAAUUUACUUAUAUUUUAGUUAAUAAGAUUUAUUUUAAGUGUAGAUAUUAAAACGAAGACUGAGCGAUAGUAAAACCUUAGGUGCUCCAUUUGUUCUCAAUAAUCUUUUGGUUUUGACAUGUAUUGUACUAUUUCUAUAAAAUCUAGUCUUUAAUACUUGAAGUUGUCUACUAAUUUGUAUAUGAAGGUGACUAUAAGCUUUUAAGAGAAAUAAAACAUAUUAAAAA